Molecule: messenger RNA, 2787 nt
Organism: Phalaenopsis equestris
Lineage: Eukaryota; Viridiplantae; Streptophyta; Magnoliopsida; Asparagales; Orchidaceae
Product: phospholipase D alpha 1-like
Exons: 3
Coding region: 113-2566 (817 amino acids)
Biological process (GO): phosphatidylcholine metabolic process; phospholipid catabolic process
Cellular component (GO): plasma membrane
Molecular function (GO): D-type glycerophospholipase activity; calcium ion binding
Source: RefSeq, a predicted model, not a curated record
CGGCCUGAGAAGAAGCAGCCGCAUGUCUAUAAAUUACAGUACAGAUUUUGGGGUUCUUCAGAAUUAGAGCAGUCGAAGGGGAGAAAUUUCUUCGCGGAAAGAGAAAAAAUUUAUGGAAGAAUCAGAUGAGGUUCCUCAACUUAUACAUGGAGUUCUUGAAGUAAACAUCUUUGAAGCAGUUCGUCUCCAUCACUUACUCCAUGGCACGAUCAUAAAGGUUGAAGAAAGCAUUGAGAAGGCGUUGCACUUGCAUGCACUCCAUCAUCGAAAACUUUAUGCAACUGUCGAUAUCGGCAUUGCUAGGUUAGCAAGAACCAGGGAAGUGGAGUUCCACUCGACUAACCCUAAGUGGAACGAAACUUUUAAGCUCUACUGUGCCCACUCGUCGUCUUCUAUCCACAUCUCAAUUAAGGAUCAGCUAUUGGUUGCCGGCAAGGUUGUCGGCCGCGCUAGGAUCCCUAUCCGCGGAGUACUCGAAUCGAAGCUUGUUGAAGGCUGGUUUGAUCUUUACGAUGACGAUGGCCAUCGAGUAAAGGAAGCACAAAUUCGCGUUUCUCUCAAAUUCUUUGAAGCCGCUUCUGGUCCAUUGUGGAAUUCGGGUAUCAGACUCCCUGAAUACGCCGGAAUCCCUAAUUCUUAUUUUCCAGAAAGAACUGGGUGUGACGUCACACUGUAUCAGAACUCACACCUUUCAAGCAGUUUCCAGCCGAGGAUUCACCUAGAUGGGCACAAGUUUUAUCGUCCAAGAAGAUUGUGGGAAGAUCUUUAUAUUUCGAUAUCAGAGGCGAAACAUUUCGUUUAUGUUGCGGGUUGGUCUGUUAAUGUGAACAUCACACUCAUCCGUGAUCCUGAAAGAAUGAUUCAUGGAGCAGCUGGUGUUUCUAUCGGAGAAUUGUUGAAGAGAAAGGCAGAUGAUGGUGUGCUGGUUUUGGUGAUGGUGUGGCAAGAUCGGACGUCUGUUUCGUUGUUGGGAAAUGCUGGGUUGAUGAAAACUCACGAUGAAGAAACUCUCAAUUUCUUCGAGGGAAGUAAGGUUAAGUGUUUUCUCUGUCCACGAAAUGCAGAUCCUUCACUCACAGCAGUGCAGCAUAUUGAAGUCGAUGCUGAGUUCACUCAUCACCAAAAGACGGUAUCGCUCGACAUUGCUGAGCCCGGAAGCAGCCAUUGCCGUCGUGUUGCGAGCUUUAUUGGAGGGAUCGAUCUUUCUGAUGGGAGAUACGAUGAUGAGAAACACACGUUGUUUGGUAAAUUGGAUACCGCAUAUGUAAAUGAUUUCCUGCAACACAAUUUCCCAGACGCAAGCCUUCGUCUUGGUGGUCCGAGGGAGCCAUGGCAUGAUCUUCAUUCUAAGCUUGAGGGACCUGCAGCAUGGGAUGUGCUCACAAACUUUGAGCAGAGGUGGAAGCUGCAAUCUCCUAAGGAGUUAUCAAAUUGCUUGUUGAAUAUUCAGGAUAAGCCUGAUGUCUUUCCUCUACCUUCUAACUUAACAACUGCCGAGUCAUGGAAUGUGCAGGUUUUUCGAUCCAUUGAUGAUUCUUCUGUCUUAGGUUUUCCUUCGAAUCUUGUUGAGGCGUCAAGAAUGGGGCUGACAAAUGGAAAAAACAUUACAAUUGAUCAAAGCAUACAUUCUGGGUACAUUGAGGCUAUCAGAAGAGCUAAGAGAUUCAUCUACAUUGAGAAUCAGUACUUCAUGGGUAGCUCAGCUUCAUGGAAGCAGGAUCAAGAUAAUGGGUGUUUGAAUUUAGUCCCAAUUGAGAUUGCUCUGAAGAUUGCAAGCAAGAUAAAAAUGGGAGAGAGGUUUGCAGCUUAUAUUGUUACACCAAUGUGGCCAGAGGGAAUCCCCGAAGGGAGCGUGGUACAGGCUAUACUGCACUGGUAUAGAUUGACCAUGGAUUUGAUGUAUGGAAUUGUAGCAGCAGCUAUCAAGGAGGCAGGGUUGGCUGGGAAGACUCACCCAACUGACUAUUUGAACUUCUUCUGUUUGGGGAAUAGGGAGACGAAGCAGCCAGGGGAAUAUGAGCCUCCUGAGAGACCAGAGACUGAGACAGAUUACUGGAAAGCUCAGGUUAACCGGCGGUUUCUCAUUUAUGUGCAUGCCAAGCUCAUGAUUGUGGAUGAUGAGUAUGUGAUCAUUGGCUCGGCAAACAUAAACCAGCGAUCUUUGGCUGGUGAUCGAGACAGCGAGAUUGCUCAUGGUUCAUACCAGCCUGCUCACCUUAAUUCGGAGAAAAGGCUAGCUCGAGGGCUCGUCCAUGGCUUCCGGAUGUCACUAUGGUAUGAGCAUUUCAUAAGCCAUAAUAGUGGCUUGCAUCAUGUUUUUCUUGAACCUGAGAGCUUAGAAUGCGUGAGAACCGUGAGGAGCAUUACUGAGAAUUUGUGGGAGAAAUAUGUUGGAGAUGAGGUUGUGAACUUGCCGGGUCAUCUGUUACCUUUUCCUGUGAGGGUUUCUGCAGAUGGAGUGCUGUCGGAGCUCACACCUGAUGGCUGCUUUCCUGACACUAAGGCAUCGAUCAAAGGUGAUGGUUCUGUGAUAUCUUUGGCCAUCCCUCCUAUUCUGACUACUUAAGCUUGAGAUUGUUUCUCAUCAAAUAAGGUACCCCUUUGCUUUUUUGCUUUUAUUUAAGAAUGGAAGAUGCUAUGUGAUUCUGAGGAUGUAUAGAGUUUGUGUUAAUGUUUCUAUCAGAAAUCACUGUUUAAUUGCUUGAAAGAAGUAUUAGAAAUUUGUGUUUUUCUAGCAAAUAAAGCAUCUUGAUGCAGUUGCUGAAAUAAAAGUUGAAAUUAAGGAAU